AGAGGGAACGAGCGGACGCAAAGAUGUCUUGAAGAUGUCUCUUCUGUCCGUCCUGUGGAUGAAGAGAUGGUGUAUUGAUAUAAGCUGAAGCGGAAAGAAGAGAUGGAAUAUUCUGGAGCCUGACAGCAAGCAAAGAUGUACUCAAUCAGAAGCAUGCCCACAAUCACUCAUCGGGACUUCAGGGAGGAAGACGGUGUGGAAGACAUGACUCAGUUAGAUGAGAUGCAUGAGGGAGCUGUUUUGCUGAAUUUAAGGAGAAGGUUUGACAGACAGCUUAUUUACACAUACAUAGGUAGCAUACUGGUGUCUGUGAAUCCCUACAAGAUGUACAACAUUUAUGGAACUGACGUUGUGCUGCUGUACAAGGGUCGUGCUCUGGGAGAACACCCUCCGCAUUUGUUUGCCAUAGCAAAUGCUGCUUACUCCAAAAUGAUGGAUGCCAAAGAAAACCAGGUCAUAAUAAUCAGUGGGGAGAGUGGGUCUGGAAAAACGGAGGCUACCAAACUUGUGCUUCGCUACCUGGCUGCAAUAGAUCACAAUUCAAAUCCUGUGCAACAGAUUGAGAUCCUUGAGGCGGCGCCUCUGCUGGAAUCCUUUGGAAAUGCCAAAACUGUGCGAAACAAUAAUUCUAGCCGCUUUGGGAAAUACAUAGAGGUCUACCUGGAGGAUGGUAUAAUCACUGGUGCCAUAACCUCUCAGUAUCUGCUGGAAAAGUCCCGCAUUGUCUUUCAGGCCAAAGAUGAGAGGAACUAUCACAUCUUCUAUGAGAUGCUGGCAGGUCUUCCUUCUCAGCAGAAACAGGCUUUCUACCUGCAAGAUGCUGAAACCUACUAUUACCUCAACCAGGGAGGGGACUAUUUGAUAAGAGGAAAGAGUGAUGCAGACGAUUUCCGACGUCUGCUCUCUGCCAUGGAAAUCCUUCACUUCACCCCCGAGGACCAGUCGGCCAUCUUUAGAGUCCUCGCGUCCAUACUGCACCUGGGCAAUGUUUACUUUCAGAAACAUGAGGCUGAUGGCCAGGAGGUGGCGUCAGUGGUGAGCGCGCAGGAGAUCAGGGUGGUGGCAGAACUGCUGCAGAUCUCACCAGAAGGACUACAGAAAGCCAUUACGUACAAAGUCACGGAGACAAUGAGGGACAAAAUCUACAGCCCUUUGAGUGUGGAAAAUGCUGUUGAUGCCAGAGAUGCUGUUGCCAAGAUUCUGUACUCGCUUAUCUUCCAUUGGUUAACCGAGAGGAUCAACGCUCAGGUGUACCCUCGCCAACACAGCCUCUCCAUCUCUGUUCUGGACAUUUAUGGAUUUGAGGAUCUGGCCUUCAACAGCUUCGAGCAGCUCUGCAUUAAUUAUGCAAACGAAUACCUGCAAUUCUUCUUCAACAGGAUCGUGUUCAGGGAGGAACUGGAGGAGUACAGCAGAGAGCAGAUCCCAUGGCAGGACAUCACAUUUAACGACAACCAGCCCUGCAUCGACAUCAUCGCCGCUAAGCCUCAUGGGAUACUGAGGGUUCUGGACGACCAGAGCUGUUUCCCUCAGGCGACAGACCACACUUUCCUGCAAAAGUGUCACUAUCACCAUGGCCACAAUCCACUGUAUGUGAAGCCAAAGAUGCCGCUCCCAGAGUUCACCAUCAAACACUUUGCUGGUCGGGUCACCUACCAGGUUUAUAAGUUCCUUGAUAAGAACUACGAUCAGGUUCGGCAGGAAGUGUUGGACCUGUUCAUUCAGAGCAGAAACAAGAUGGUGUCAAACCUGUUCUUGGCUCACGCAGACGCCAUGGCUCAGCAGAGAGGAGGAGGAGGCCACAUGAGGAAGAGCAGCUCAGUCACCAGGAAGUACCAGCCGCCCACCGUCAGCAGCAAGUUCCAGCAAUCGCUGCUGGAGCUCGUGGAAAAGAUGGAGAGGUGCAACCCUUUUUUUGUUCGCUGCAUUAAACCAAAUAACAUGAAGCGGCCAGCCGUGUUUGAGGACGAGCUGGUCAGCAGCCAGCUGCGACACUCCGGGGUCCUGGAGACCAUCAGGAUCCGCAGAGAGGGCUAUCCGGUCAGAAUGCCAUUCUACGUCUUUCUCUUCAGGUAUAAAUCUCUGGUUGGACUUAAACAGCCACCUCCAGCAAACGGAGAAAACUGUGUGAUCAUGCUGAGCAAGCUGUGUCCCCUCCGACCCGGGGCCUUCCACAUUGGGGUCACGAAGCUGUUUCUGAAGGAGGACGUCUACCAGCUGUUGGAGUGCAAACGAGAGCGAUGCCGAGAGCUCGCCGCGCUCACUCUGCAGCGCUACGCCCGCAUGUUCUUCGUCAGGAAGCGAUUUGUCGAAUUUCGCAACAAGAUCAUCGGGUUUCAGGCGCACAGCCGGGGCUUCCUUCUCAGGAAGCGCUACGUGAAAAUGAGGGAGAGUCUGGUCCGGUUCCGCUCUUAUGUGCGAAUGUAUGUCAACCGCAAACAAUACAUAAAGAUGAAGUUUGAAGCCAAGAGGAAAGUUGAAGAAGAGAGGAGGAAGAGAGAGAUGGAGCUGACGAAGCGCGAAGUGGUGAAUGUAACCCAUCUUGUGAUUCCUGCAGAACUUGGCGCUCUCCUGCAGACGGCAGCAGUCAGGAGGGAGCUGCACGCAGACUGCUUGGCCUUGCUGCAGGCUCCUCACAUCCAGGAAGAAGCUCAGCUCACUUUGCCUCUGGACAUCAACAACCAUCCUUUUUACCGCUACGUACAGGUCCACUUCAGGGAGCCAAAAUUUGGGAUGCUAAUGGUUCCUCUGGAGUUACCUCUAACCAAAGUGGAGGACGACCUCAAGAGAGAGGCUCUGGAGCUUUUCAACAUGGUUUUGCGGUUUAUGGGGGACCCUCACCUGAACGGGGCUCAGGAAAACCUGUUUGGGAAUUAUGUCAUCCAAAGGGGGCUGACGUCCCCGGGUUUACGAGACGAGAUCCUGGCUCAGGUCGUCAAUCAGGUGUGGAGAAACACGAACCUCGAAAACGCGGAGAGGGGCUGGCUGCUGCUGCUGGCGUUUGCUUCCAGCUUCGCCCCUUCGCCCAAGAUGGAGAAACAUCUGCUGAAGUUUGUGUCAGAUCAUGCCCCUGCUGGUUGCCAGGCGCUACUGCAGCACAGACUCAUCCAAGCCAAUCAGAAGAUGCAGCAAAGCCUCGGCUCCUUCCCCGAAGCUGCGCGGACCUAUCCGCUGUCUCUGCUGGAGUGGACAGCCAAUAGGAAGAAGGCAAACAUGGUGCUGCAGGUGCACUGCUUUGAUGGAGGAUCCUUCCUGUGUCCCGUUCAUUCUUGGACCAGCGGGGAGGAUUUAGCGGGACAUAUCCUGCGUCACAGAGGAGUGUCCGACUGGUGGAGGGGGAGUUCGGUUCUGAUGAAGGAGCAGAGCCAGUGGGUGGAGUUAGCUGGCCAUGACUAUGUGCUGGACCUGAUAGCGGACCUGGAGCUUCCUGUGGACUUUCCCAAGCAGAAGAGUUACUUUAUCAUCAGCACUGAUAACCCAGCUAGAGUCAGAGCUAAUACCAGCCUCACCUUGUUGGGCAGCGGCUUUGACUCAGACGAGGAGCUUCCAUCUUCCUUUCCUCUCAGCAGCAGCGGCAGCAGACCGGCCUACAGCCUGCCUGACUCUGAUGGUUACUACAGUCACGCAGAGUCAGACACGUUCAGCGACGGCCAGACUCAGAGAGGAAUGGACCGCUACCUGGACAGCCUGUUUGACCCGGUUCUAUCAGACGAUGGCGUGAACAUGGAAAAGGCCGCCUUGUCUACCAGAAUGAAGGGAGGAGGAGGCGUGGGCGUCGCAGGGGAAGGCCGUGGAGAGGGGCAAGCGACUCCCACCCGGCCUUAUCCGCCGGGGAUUCGUCCUGGAGGAUCGGAGCAGGUGGUGCUGACGCAGCAGCAACAAGCCAUCAUCAACCAGCAAGCUAUCAUUCUGGCGCAGCAGAUGACCAUGCAGGCCAUGGCGAUCCAGCAGCAGAUGUUGUCGUCCUUCCCUCCUGUUGCUCCAGCCCCCAAGACGCCACCACCGCACCACCACGCAAACCCGCCGCAGCGCUCACACACACCGAGCCCGUCCAAAGAGAGCAGCGAGUCGCACAAGUCCAGUCCUGCUGCCGUCCAGCGGAAAACAAGUACGACACGUGGGCCGCCUCCUGAGGAUGUCGUCCGGUCCAGUGUGAGCAACACGGAGCGUAUCGACCCGAGCCACGACAUCAAAGACAUAAUCAAGCAGCACCAGCCUGCAGGCACAACAUCCUCAGCUGGGUCUCCAACUCAAAGAAAAAGUGACGGGAAGAAGUUUGCCAAGAAACCUGACCCCCAUGAUGAAGCUAUGGAGAUCCUGAAAGAUCAAAUGGCAAAUCCCCCGCAACCGUCACAAAAGAAGCCUCCGCCCUCCCAACCUAAGGAAGAGGAAAAAGUAAAAGCUGUCAAGGUUGCCAAGCCUCAACCUGCAGAGUCUGCAGCCAGCUCCAUCAUGAUCCCGUCCCAUCCUCCAGUCUCUAGAGAUUUACCAGUGGAAGAGGAGAAUAUUCAGACUCAACUCCAUAGCAGAACCAGUGAUGAAUAUUACACCUACUCUAAUGUCCCCUGGAAACUCUUCAUGAGGAAGGAGGUUUUCUACCCCAAAGAGAACUUGAAUAACCCUCUGAUCCUGGACCUAAUUUUCAGACAGAUCGUACACGAUACCUUUUCCGAAGCCUGCGUCCGCAUCACUCAGGAAGAGAGACAGAAGAUGAAAGACCUUUUCGCAGAGGACAAAGUGGAUCAGGCUUCAGGAACGCAUGACGAAAGCGUGAAGAAAAAAGUGGUGGCCAUGGCCAAAGACUCUUGGGAGAUCUACUUCUCCCGCCUCUUCCCCGCCUCUGGCAGCGUGGGAACAGGAGUGCAGGUCUUGUCCGUGUCGCAUAAAGGCAUCAAGCUGCUGAAGCUGGUGAAGAGCGGCUCGACCGCUUCAGACUACUUCAGGGUGUUGAGGCCUUACAGCUACUCGGACAUCCUGUUUGUGUCUAUCCCGUCGAAGAACAUGCUGGAGUUCAACUUGACCAAUGAGAAACUGAUUCUGUUCUCUGCCAAAGCGCCGCAGGUCAAACAUAUGAUCGACUACUUCCUCACGGAGCUCAAGAAGGACUCAGAGUACAUGGUGGCGGUGAGGAAUUACAUCACUGAGAACAGGAAUCACCUCAGCUUCCAUAAAGGAGACAUCAUCCGGCUGCAGCACAUGGAUGGGCUGGAAUCUGGAAAACAAUAUGGCUGCAUUGUGAGGAAAACUGUCAUGCUUCUGGAGGAGCUGAAGAGGGACACACCAGAGUUUGGUUGGCGUUUCGGGGCUGUUUUUGGAAGGUCCGGUGUGUUUCCCAGCGAUUACGUCCAUCCUGUAGCUGCUCCUGACUUCCUGUUUCUGCCAGCGGAGCGUGCGGAGCCCCGCGACAGGCAUGGACGGGUUGCCGCAUCAGCUGCCGUUGCUGUGGCGAUGGGCUCGGCUGUAGCCGCCCAUGAGCUCGAGCUCUCCACAGAGGUCGUGAACGAGAUGUAUGGGGACAGCUGGAGUGUGGAAAUGGAUGAUCUGCCUCUGCACAGCAAUCAGUAUUUAAUGACUGAGUUUGCCAAGAAGUACUUCAGAGAAGCCCAGAGGAGCAGGAGUGAUCAGAAAGCCAAAAAAGGGAAGGAGGCCAGAGAUCCUGCUGAUAUGGUCAAAUUCUCCAAGUCUCCAAUCCAUGAGUCUCUGAUUGACUUCUCUGACAGCGGGAUGAACAGAGUGGCUGCUGAUAUCUCUAUAGCUAUUAUGAAGUUUAUGGGAGAUUUUCCAAUGAAAGGCCAGACUGAGCAGGACCUGGUGGCUACUACUCUAAAGUUAAGUAGCGACCACGGUCUGACAAAGGAUGAAGCCUACUGCCAAGUGAUGAAGCAGGUCACUAACAACACCAGUUCCAAACAGGAUAGUUGCCAGAGAGGAUGGAGGCUGCUGUACAUCCUAACAGCUUUUCAUCGCUGCUCCGACGUCAUGAAGCCGUUUCUGCUGAGGUUCCUGCAGGAUGCCUGCGACAGCCCUGGGAUGCCAUACCAAGGUAUCGCCAAGGCUUGUCAGGAGAAUCUGAAGAGGACAUUCCAAUAUGGAGGACGCAUUCAGUAUCCUAACAGUAUGGAGAUCAAGGCAAUACUGGCUGGGCGCAGCUCAAAGAGACAACUUUUCCUGCUUCCGGGUGGGAUUGAAAGGCACUUGAAAAUCAAAACAUGCUCUGUCGCGUUGGAUGCGAUUGAGGAGCUCUGCUCAGAAAUGGGACUACAAAGACUGGAGGCGUUGGAUGAAUAUGCGGUCUUUCUGGUAACACAUAGAGGUCAGAAUGUGCGUCCCCUGAACAAGCGUGAGUACAUCCUGGACAUCGCCACAGAGGCCGAGCCAGUGGAUGCCAACUACAGUCUGUGGUUUAGAAGGGUCGUAUGGAGUCUGGCUCUUAAACUUGACAACGAGCUUUAUGUCACCAUGCACUACAACCAGGUCUUACCAGACUACCUGAAGGCUUUGCUGGGUGUAGUUCCUCAAGGUAAGCCCAGUGACCAGCAUAUGCAACAAAUUGCCAGGCUGGGCUCUCUACAGCAUCGUGCCAAGGACGCCAUCUACCUGCCCACGCUCCGCGAGGUGCAGGAAUGCGUCCCCUCACAGUUCUACAGCAAACAGGGUUCCCAACAAUGGCUGAACAUGGUAACGCAGCACAUGCAGUACGUCCAGCCUUUAAACCCGCACCAGGCCCGCGCACAGUUCCUUGGUCUGGUCAGUGCCUUCCCCAUGUUUGGCUCCUCUUUCUUCUACAUACAGAGUUUGAGCUCUUCAUCUAUCCAGGCGCCCUGCAUCCUGGCUGUGAACCUGAACGGACUGCACUUUCUUAACAAGGACACCCACGAUGCCAUGGUACGUUUCCCGCUGAAGGAGGUACAGUCGACCCGCACCCAGAGACCAACUUCAGGCUCCAGUUACCCGUACGUGGAGAUCAUGAUCGGAGACCUGCUCAACCAGCGAAUCACGCAGCUGCAGCUGGAGCAGGGCCUGGAGCUGUGCCGAGUCAUUGCCAUGCACAUGGAGAACAUGCUGUCAUUCAGAGAGAAGAGACUCACCUUGCCACCAAGUGAAAUCACUCUGCUAUAGCACAGAAAUUACCAUGGAUGGACACGAAAAUCCUUCUUUAGUGCCCCAUGAGGGCACUGUAUCUACCUCUAAAAUGUUUGAAUAUUUUGAUAUUUUUAUAUUCUCAUUUUAUUUGAGCUAAGAUGAAAUGUGCAUUUAUUGAAAUUAGAUGUGAGUUUGCGCUCAGCAAAAGGAAGAAGUUCCUCUUGUAGGUGUGCAACGUGUUUUCCUGGCAGUUUACCUUUCUACUAAAACAGAUAUGCAAAUUGAAUAACCUACAUGUUUAACCUUGCCUUGCAUUAGCAAAUGAUCAUGGUUUCACAUGAUGCACUGUCUUUCAUUAGACCUGAAUAUGCAUUUAAAUUCAUCCCCAUAAAUCAGAGACAAGGUGUUCUCCUUGUUUAUGUGCAGAUAGAAGCUGGAGAAUGCAACCAACUCAAUUCUUUUUCUCCUCUUUGCCAUGUAAACAAAGGCAAAUAUCUAACCAGAUAGCACUAAAUAGGACCAGAUUUUGGUGAAUAAAGUUUGAAGCCACAUUAAUAAACAGUAUGCACUGAAUAAAUUUCUUUUAGUACAAUGAAUAUUUUAUAAAAAUGUCUACAAUUAAUGUAUUUGACUAAUGCUGGACA
Xiphophorus maculatus (southern platyfish) is the source of this 7727-nucleotide messenger RNA. It is a transcript of the gene myo15aa, whose product is annotated as myosin XVA. The record is from RefSeq and is a predicted model, not a curated record. Bases 136 to 7119 code for a protein of 2327 amino acids. Gene Ontology annotation, cellular component: myosin complex; cytoskeleton. Gene Ontology annotation, molecular function: cytoskeletal motor activity; protein binding; ATP binding. NCBI's taxonomy places the organism in Eukaryota, Metazoa, Chordata, Actinopteri, Cyprinodontiformes, Poeciliidae. The transcript has 65 exons.